UCCGUGAUGUUGACCCUGUGCUCUGGAGCCCGGGACGACAGCUGCUGAGCCCGUACACCCUAGAGCGCGUGCUGCAGCAGAGAAGCCACCCCAGUGAGCAGCCCGCUCACGGCAGGGAAGAGGAGAUCCAGGCAGCAGUGAAGACCCGGCGCGGCCAAGAGCAAGCAGACGACGCUGUCAGUGCGGAGUCCCCGAGGCGAGCGGCUGGACAGUGCUGGUCUGAGCUGUGCCCCGUCUGAUGGCUUCCUCCCGUCCUCCUCAGGCUGCCGUAGGAGAUCCGCUGCUUCCCGGAGGCCCAGGCCCCUCCCCCGAGGCGGAAGACGACCCUGGCGAGGCCUUUGAAUUGGACGACAGCGACGAUGACGAGGACACUAAUGCCGGCCCAGGCGUCCCAGGCGCCGCGCAGGAGGCGGAGGCAGACACACCCCUGAUCCACUUGGACUCCACCCCCGUCGCCGACCUAGAGCCUGAACCAGAGCCCGCACGGCCCCAGACGCACAGCAGGCCGGCUUUGCAAUGCCUUCUAAAGGUGAGGACGCCAGGAGGGGAAGGGGCUCGUCCGUGCCGACCCAGCCGUGGCCUCCCCAGCCCUUCUGACUCCCGGCCUUGGGGGAGGCCGGCUGCCGUGAGCAAUGGGGACGCCGUGGACGCAGCUUUCUCCGAGGUCCAGCGCUCCAGCUGGAGGCGGAAGAGUUCCCGUCGCAUCGAGCGGUUUACUUUCCCCGCCCUGGAAGAAGAUGUGAUUUACGACGACGUCCCCUGCGAGAACCUGGACGCCCAGCAGCCCGCAGAGGCGGAGAGGAACCAGCCCUGCGAGGAUGCACACCAGGACAGGGCGCCCCGGGAGCCGGAGGACCUAGGCUGGAGCUCCAGCGAGUUCGAGAGCUACAGCGAGGACUCGGGCGAGGAGGCCAAGCCAGAGGCAGAGCCCACCAAGCAUCGAGUGUCCUUCCAGCCCAAGAUGACACAGCUCAUGAAGGCGGCCAGGAGCGGGACGAAGGACGGGCUGGAGAAGACGCGGCUCGCCGUCAUGCGCAAAGUGUCUUUUUUGCACAGGAGGGACGUCCUGGGUGACUCGGAGGAGGAGGACAUGGGGCUUCUGGAGGUCAGCGUUUCGGACAUCAAACCCCCAGCCCCGGAGCUGGGCCCCAUGCCGGAUGGCCUGACCCCGCAGCAGGUGGUCCGGAGGCACAUCCUCGGCUCCAUCGUCCAGAGCGAGGGCAGCUACGUGGACUCUCUGAAGCGGGUCCUCCAGGAUUACCGCAACCCCCUAAUGGAGAUGGAGCCCAAGGCGCUGAGCGCGCGCAAGUGCCGGGCGGUGUUCUUCCGCGUGAAGGAGAUCCUGCACUGCCACUCCAUGUUCCAGAUCGCCCUGUCCUCCCGCGUGGCCGAGUGGGACUCCACGGAGAAGAUCGGUGACCUCUUCGUGGCUUCGUUCUCCAAGUCCAUGGUGCUAGACGUGUACAGUGACUACGUGAACAACUUCACCAACGCCAUGUCCAUCAUCAAGAAGGCCUGUCUCACCAAGCCCGCCUUCCUCGAGUUCCUCAAGAGGCGCCAGGUUUGCAGCCCCGACCGCGUCACGCUCUACGGGCUGAUGGUGAAGCCCAUCCAGAGGUUCCCGCAGUUCAUCCUCCUGCUGCAGGACAUGCUGAAGAACACGCCCAGGGGCCAUCCGGACAGACUGUCGCUUCAGCUGGCCCUCACGGAGCUGGAGACGCUGGCCGAGAAGCUCAACGAGCAGAAGCGGCUGGCCGACCAGGUGGCCGAGAUCCAGCAGCUGACCAAGAGCAUUAGCGACCGCAGCAGCCUCAACAAGCUUCUGACCUCUGGCCAGCGGCAGCUGCUUUUGUGUGAGACGCUGACGGAGACCGUGUACGGUGACCGCGGGCAGCUAAUCAAGUCCAAGGAGCGCCGGGUCUUCCUGCUCAAUGACAUGCUGGUCUGUGCCAACAUCAACUUCAAGGGCCAGCUGGAGAUCAGCAGCCUGGUGCCCCUGGGGCCCAAGUACGUGGUGAAGUGGAACACAGCGCUGCCGCAGGUGCAGGUGGUGGAGGUGGGCCAGGAGGGCGGCUCCUACGACAAGGACAACGUGCUCAUCCAGCAUGCCGGCGCCAAGAAGGCCUCGGCCGCGGGCCAGGCCCAGAAUAAGGUGUACCUCGGGCCGCCGCGCCUCUUCCAGGAGCUUCAGGACCUGCAGAAGGACCUGGCCGUGGUGGAGCAGAUCACCCUCCUCGUCAGCACGCUGCACGGCACUUACCAGAACCUCAACAUGACGGUGGCCCAGGACUGGUGCCUGGCCCUGCAGCGGCUCAUGCGGGUGAAGGAGGAAGAGAUCCAUUCAGCCAACAAGUGCCGCCUGCGGCUCCUGCUCCCUGGGAAGCCCGACAAGUCUGGCCGCCCCAUCAGCUUCAUGGUGGUCUUCAUCACCCCCAACCCUCUGAGCAAGAUCUCCUGGGUCAACAGGUUGCACUUGGCCAAGAUUGGACUCCGGGAGGAGAACCAGCCCGGCUGGCUGUGUCCGGAUGAAGACAAGCAGAGCCGAGCCCCGUUCUGGUGCCCUAUCCUGGCCUGCUGCGUCCCCGCCUUCUCCUCCAGAGGCCUCAGCCUGCAGCUCGGGGCCCUGGUCCACAGUCCCGUCAGCUGUCCUCUGCUGGGCUUCUCGGCCAUCAGCACCUCCCUGCCACAGGGCUACCUCUGGGUCGGAGGUGGGCAGGAGGGUGCAGGCGGCCACGUGGAGAUCUUCUCCCUGAACCGGCCGUCACCUCGCACGGUCAAGUCUUUCCCGCUGGCGUCCCCCGUGCUCUGCAUGGAGUACAUUCCAGAGCCAGAGGAGGGCGACGGCAGAGACGGGGAUGAGGGCUGCCCCGCUGCUGACGCCUCGGCCGGGGUGCACCCCAUCAUCUGCCUCGGGCUCCAGGACGGCAGCGUCCUGCUUUACAGCAGCGUGGACACGGGCACGCAGUGCCUGGCAGCCUGCCGGAGCCCCGGCCUGCAGCCCGUGCUCUGCCUGCGACACAGCGCCUUCCACCUGCUGGCCGGCCUGCAGGAUGGCACCCUCGCCGCCUACCCUCGUACCAGCGGAAGCGUCCCCUGGGACCUGGAGAGUCCGCCCGCGUGCCUGCCAGUGGGGCCGGGGCCCGUCCGAGCCCUGCUGAGCCUGGAGGAGGCCGUGUGGGCCAGCUGUGGGCCCCGGGUCACCGUCCUGGAUGCCACCAGUUUGCAGACUCAGCAAAGCUUCGAGGCGCACCAGGACGAAGCCGUGAGCGUGACCCACAUGGUGAAGGCGGGCAGCGGCGUCUGGAUGGCCUUCUCCUCCGGCUCCUCCAUCCGCCUCUUCCACACCGAGACGCUGGAGCACCUGCAGGAGAUCAACAUUGCCACCAGGACCACCUUCCUGCUGCCAGGCCAGAAGCACCUGUGUGUCACCAGCCUCCUGAUCUGCCAGGGUCUGCUCUGGGUGGGCACCGACCAGGGGGUCAUCGUGCUGCUGCCGGUGCCUCGGCUGGAAGGCAUCCCUAAGAUCACAGGGAAAGGCAUGGUCUCGCUCAACGGGCACUGUGGGCCCGUGGCCUUCCUGGCCGUGGCCACCAGCAUCUUGGCCCCUGAUAUCCUGCGGAGCGACCAGGAGGAGGCCGAGGGGCAGCAGGCCGAGGAGGACAAGGUGGAUGGGCCGGCUCCCGAGCCGGCGCCCGCGAGCCACGUGGGCGGGGAGCUGAUCCGCAAGAAGGGCAUCCUUCUGCAGUACCGCCUGCGCUCCACCUCCCACCUCCCGGGCCCGCUGCUGUCCGUACGGGAGCCGGAGCCCGCGAACGGCUCGGCCCUGGAGCACAGCGAGGAGGACGGCUCCAUCUAUGAGAUGGUGGAUGACCCUGACGUCUGGGUGCGCAACCGGCCCUGUGCCCGCGACGCCCACCGCAAGGAGAUCUGCUCCGUGGCCAUCAUCUCUGGGGGGCGCGGCUACCGCAACUUCGGCAGCGCAGCGGGCAGCCCCGGGAAGCUGGCCCCGUGCGGGGAGACGGACAGCACCCUCCUCAUCUGGCAGGCGCCCCUGAUGCUGUAGCCCCGCCCAGGUCACACCGUAGCCCCUCCCAGGCCACUCUGUAGCCCCGCCCAGGCCACGUGGCGGCAGGCCUGGCUGCAGCCCGCCCGACUCUCAGCUUGCAGUGGGCCCUUCCUGCUGUUCAGGGUCCCCAGGGAGCACUGGGUGGCCUCGCCCUCAAGGGGCCUGCACGGGGCUGCGAGGACAGGCCUGGAACUCCACCAUCUACCUGAGUGGAGCAGAGGGAAACCUUCCUUUUUAAGAAAAAAACAAUUUCAGCGUUUAGGGGAGUGGUUUGGGUUUGGGGAGAGGGAGGACACCUCCUGAGGAGAUGGCCUUCUUUUUAAAAGCAAAAAAAAAAAAAAAAAAAAACACAAAACCUCACAACUGCCUGGCAAGCCCAGCACCUCUUGUUGGGGCCUGAGCAGGGCUCAAGGGCGGCCACACGACCCUCCUAGGAGGGUGCGUGCGUGUGAGUGUAUGAGAGCGUGUGGGCUGGUGUGUGAAUAUAUAUAAAUACGUAUAUAUGGUGUAUAUUAUAUGUGUAUAAAUGAAGUUUGUACAUAUUGGCGCUCUGGGAGAUGCUGGAAUAAAAGGCAAGAAUAAUGUCAGUGCUUGGGUUACGGGUUGCUUUUUAGUUUUGUUUUGUUUGAGACGUGAUAACCUAGACAGCAUAUUAAAAAGCAGAAACAUCACUUUGCUGACAAA
Messenger RNA from Dama dama (fallow deer), 4750 nucleotides. RefSeq names its product Rho guanine nucleotide exchange factor 10 like (gene ARHGEF10L). The record is from RefSeq and is a predicted model, not a curated record. NCBI's taxonomy places the organism in Eukaryota, Metazoa, Chordata, Mammalia, Artiodactyla, Cervidae. Gene Ontology annotation, cellular component: cytosol. Gene Ontology annotation, biological process: SREBP signaling pathway; positive regulation of stress fiber assembly; actin cytoskeleton organization. Gene Ontology annotation, molecular function: protein binding; guanyl-nucleotide exchange factor activity. The transcript has 28 exons. The coding region runs from base 239 to 4063 and encodes 1274 amino acids.